UCCCGCGCCCACCCGCCCGCUGCGGCUGCUGCCCCUGCUCGCGCCUCCCGCCCCCGGCAGCAGCCCGGAGGGCGCCCGGGCGGCCGGGAGCCGGGCGGAGUUGGAUCGCACCUCCUCGGCGAAGUGGGGAGAGGAGUCGCGCUCUGGGCUUUCCCCUCCUUCCCAAUUGCGUCUGGGCGCCAAGCCCCCGAGUGCUCGUCACGCUGGACCCUGGCGCGGAGCCCUGGCAUCACGACUCGGAGGCCGACACUCUCUCCUGGAGUCACCCAGGGGAGAUGGAGCCACCUCAGUGUGUGGAGGAGCUGGAGGAUGAUGUGUUUCAGCCAGAGGAUGAGCUGGGGACCCAGCCUGGGAGUUUGCCCUCUGCUGACCUGUUUGCCCAGAGCCAGCUGGACUGCCCCCUCAGCCGUCUGCAGCUCUUCCCUCUCACCCACUGCUGUGGCCCUGGGCUUCGACCCAUCAGCCAGGAAGACAAGGCCACCCAGACCCUCAGUCCAGCCUCCCCGAGCCAGGGUGUCAUGCUGCCUUGUGGGGUGACCGAGGAACCCCAGCGACUCUUUUAUGGCAAUGCUGGCUACCGGCUCCCUCUCCCUGCCAGUUUCCCUGCAGGCUCGCCCCUUGGUGAGCAGCCCCCGGAAGGACAGUGGCAACAUCAUCGAGCAGAGAUCCAGAUCGCCAGAAAGCUUCAGAGUAUUGCCGACCAAUUUCAUCGGCUUCAAAUGCAGCAACACCAGCAGAACCGAAAUCGCAUGUGGUGGCAGUUCCUCCUCUUCCUACAUAACCUCGCCUUGAAUGGAGAUGAGAACAGGAACGGGGCCGGUCCCAGGUGAGGCUGGGCUGCCCUCUUCGAAUGGGGCACCGCAGGAAGGACUUCGGCGAGGACUGACACUGUGUCAUGUGAAGUUGUUUUUUGUUGUUCUUACCUUAAAAUUUUAUCUCUGUGUGUAAAUAAGACAUGCCCAAGUGGGACCUUUCCCCUGUUCAGGACCUUGACCAGGAAUGGGGGCCUUUGUCAAACACUGUUGAAGUGGAGGCUGAUGAGUCUCUGAUGGUGGGUCCUCCCAAGGGCUCUGACAAGCAGAUUCUUCAGCCCGCGGUUGUUGAAGAUGGCCAGGUAGUGAUGUUCGCUGGCCAGAGGACUGUAGUUUAGCCACAGGAACUCAGUUAAACCAUACGAAGCUGGAUUACACUCCUGCUCCCACCAAACCUGUCAGCCUUCCGCCAUGGAUGGAGGUGAGAUCCGGACAGUCACACUGCUUCAACGCACCAGGGCUGUGGUCAGGGGCUUUCCAGCUGAGCAUGGCCACUUCGCUAGACCACUCAGCCUAUAUCUGGGUUCUCCUUCGGCCCAGCCGGUGCCCGCUCCAAGGGCUCAGGGAUUCUCGCCCAGCCCCUGUCAUCUCCAGCAGACCUCAGGGAGGGUUGGGUUUCUCCAAGGACCCCUCACACAUGCCUCAAAAUGAACCAAACUUCUGUGUCGGCCUCAAAUCUGACUUGGUCCCACUUGGAGGCCCCAGGAUUGAUCCUGAGGUACAGAACCACUGCCACCUCUGGCUUCCUAGAACUGGCUGCCUGUCAGCCAUGGAUGAGCCAAAUAGCCAAUCAACGUGCUGUCAUCAGCAGCUUGUGCCUUUGUGGGCUCUUCUUUCCAAAGAACCAGCAACAGACUGCAUUCCGGCCCCAGAUCAGCACUGUAGGGCAUGAAGGGGCAGCACUGCAGUGGGACUGGGAAACGCGGCCCUCCCUCCUGGAAGAGUCAGCCCUGGAGGAACCCAGACCACUUGGUUUCCUUGGAAACAACAUACCUCCUCCUCCUCAUUCCCAUUCCUUUUUCACACCUACUAUGAAAGGUAGAAGGAAGAAGCCAGCACAGUGACUUUGUCAGCGGACAUGUGUCUUUUCGAGCAAUAGACAAUGAUGAGAGUGCAGAACCGUCAGAGCUGGGUGCACGUCUCCUGUCUUCCUUCAGCUCCCAGCUAGGCCAGCAGGGCAUGCUCUGGCACUCAGCAGGAUCGCAGCUGCCUCCGAACUUCCCUUCUCGCCCUGCUGUGGCGCUAAUGGCGAGAAUUUAAAGCAGCCAGUCAGCCAGCUCUGACCAGACAGAGAAUUUGAUUAACAGAACCUGUUAACAGAUACCUAGAAAUGAAAUGAUAAUUUUUGCAUAUGUAGGAAAAGAUAACAUUGGUGCUAAACAGAGAAGCAAGGCCCAAAGAAAAGACUGCUUUCCUGGGCAGCGAAGACCCCGGGGCUACCCAAGGAAAUCGGAGAAGUCCAGAGGAGGCUCUCACAUCUGAACAAGCCAAGGCUCCUCCAAUUCUGCCAAGAGGAGGUCUCAGUACUGUUGAAGGAAGCCUUGAUCCCUGUAUGUACAGUUGGGAAGGUUCCCUGCACAAGGGCACCUGCAGAGGAAGGUGAUAGAGACUAAGGUUGAGCUCCUGCUCUGCUCACCAAGUUGUCUGCCCCAGUGCAGGGCUAAGUCUUCCCAGAAGAACUGGUGCCUUUGUAUGAAGGUGCCCUAUGGGCUCAUAGUGACCCUGAGGAGAAGGACCUCAAACUGUGCAAAUGCCUUUGUUUUGUUCUACUUAGAUGUUCUGGAGGUAUUACCUUUUCUUGGCCAGAAUUAUAUUCUCAGGGUGUGUACCAUGGUUUGUCUGCUAAGGAGAUGGGUUCUCACUUACAAGAAGGAACCCAGAGAACAGGCAUGAGGACUGGCUCUGGAACACGCUGACCGUCGUGAAGUUCAGCCUCCCCUGCGUGUCAUAUCAUUCAUGAGGUGCUGAGGGCCUGGUGUCUUCCCCUCCCCUGGACCAAGGCUAUGACAGGCAGCGGCUGGUAUAUGUGCUGGAGUGGAACACACAAGAAAACCACGAUUAUUUCUACCAACCAAUUUUUAACCUCUCUUGGCAGACUUUCUACCUGAGCUGAGUGAGAGAGCAAAUAAAUGGUCUAGACUUUGGUGCUGAGGCAAAGCCAUCCACUUCAGGGACCCUGCCAGGCCCAGGAGGGCCCGUGCUAAGAACUGAGCCCAGAGUUUGACAAGCCCAUCUGAACAUUGAGCCUGGGGCCUGGGGGAAGAUGGUCCAACCGCACUAUCUCCAUCUUCUGUGAAGCCAAGAACUAACUCACUAUGUUAAGUGAGCCAGGGCAACAUUUAAAACCUCCUUCCUUUCCCAUCCCCCCAGAAAACCAAGGAGGUAACUCCCAGAAUAGCCCUAGGAGAGAGGUUCCUCCCGGCUGGCUAUUUUCAAUUGGCCUAGUGAUCUAGGUCCCGCCCCUUCCCUCUGCCUGGUGAGUUGAUCUGAACAUUCCUCAAGUCCAGCCUCAGGAGACAUGUCCCUCCCCCUGGGCCCCUCUUCCCACCCCCACCCCCAGAGGCUUGGCUGUCUCCUGUGAGGGGGUGGAGAAUCCGAUUGAGAGGGAGGGAGAGUCUGACCUGGGUCCUGACCUGUAACCAGCUGAAGACUAGUGGAGCUUUUGUGGUUUGCUGAUGGAUGGGGGUGGGAGAGGGACUGGAAACCUCCCUCCCCGUAGCAGAAAUGCCCUGGAGGAGGGGAAGCCUGCUAUUCAGGGUCUAAACAGCCCUUCCAAUUCAGAACCCCAGAGGAGGGGUUUCUGGAAGCCUAUGGACAGAAGUGGGGAGGCAGUCCCCCCAGGCCAGACAUCUGACUGCUCCAGCCGGUUGCAAAGUCUGGGCUGCUGAAGAGCUGUCCUGUGGCCUUCCCCUGCUCAAUCCAAGGCACGAACAGAUCACCUCCCAGUGACCUCCUCAACCCCCUAGGGGAGUAGGUCUGUUUUCAGAGCUUGUGCGGCAGGCACAUUCAAAGUGCUCAGAGGGGCCCAGCUGACUUGUCUCACUGACUCCUGUGGCCAGGCCCUGUCCAAGGGUGGCUCCUGACUGGUCAUGGCAGGGAGGGGUUGAUUGGGAUGGCCCAUCUAGGUCCUCCAUCUGCCUGAAGUCU
Myotis lucifugus (little brown bat) is the source of this 3959-nucleotide messenger RNA. It is a transcript of the gene BMF, whose product is annotated as Bcl2 modifying factor. The transcript has 5 exons. Gene Ontology annotation, biological process: positive regulation of apoptotic process; negative regulation of autophagy; apoptotic process. NCBI's taxonomy places the organism in Eukaryota, Metazoa, Chordata, Mammalia, Chiroptera, Vespertilionidae. Bases 276 to 830 code for a protein of 184 amino acids. Gene Ontology annotation, cellular component: myosin complex. The record is from RefSeq and is a predicted model, not a curated record.